GAUCAACAGAUAUAUCUUUGUCUCUAAAGCAACAACAUCGCUCUACUUAGCUGUGUAGCAGUGAAACGUUCUCUAGUCUCUCCCAGGUUUCACCAUGUCCAUCGACCCGGCAGCCGAGCUGCCUUUCUACUACGGCAGCAUCAGUCGCUCAGAUGCCGAGCAGCACCUGAAGCUGGCCGGGAUGGCCGAUGGGAUCUUCCUGCUGCGUCAGUGUCUCCGCAGUCUGGGAGGCUACGUUCUGUCUGUGGUGUGGAACCUGGAGUUUCACCAUUACCCCGUGGAGAAGAAGCUCAACGGGACUUACUGGUUAACUGGAGGGAAGUCUCACUGUGGGCCCGCAGAGCUCUGUGAGUUUUACAGCAAAGACCCUGACGGGCUGGUGUGCAUGCUGAAGAAACCCUGUCUGCGUUCCCCUGAAACACCGAUACGUCCCGGCGUGUUCGACAACCUGAGAGAAAACAUGCUGAGGGAGUACGUGAAGCAGACCUGGAACCUGGAGGGAGAAGCCAUGGAGCAGGCCAUCAUCAGCCAAGCUCCUCAGCUGGAGAAACUGAUAGCUACCACAGCCCACGAGAAGAUGCCCUGGUAUCACGGUAAAAUCACUCGGCAGGAAGGUGAAAGGCGGCUUUACUCUGGAGCUCAACCGGACGGCAAGUUUCUAGUGAGAGACAGACAAGAGUCGGGUAGUUUUGCUCUCUCCAUGGUAUACGGUAAAACAAUGUACCAUUACCAGAUCCUCCAAGACAAAUCAGGGAAAUACUCCAUGCCAGAGGGAACAAAGUUUGACACAAUCUGGCAGCUGGUUGAGUACCUGAAGAUGAAAGCUGAUGGCCUGGUGACUCAUCUUGGGGAGUCGUGCGUUAACGGAAAAGCUGCUGAAAAGACACCCAGUCUUCCUGCAACGAGGCGUGCCGGCACAAAUGGAUACACACCGCCACCUCGAGCUGUUGCAGCGGCCUCAGAGCCAGUCAACACUGUGCCUGCAGACCGUGAGGUUCUGCCGAUGGACUGCAAUGGAUUCAACCCGUACCACAACCCGAAUGAAAUGAGGAGGUUUAACAUCCAGAGGAGUCAGCUGCUGAUCGACGAAGUGGAGCUCGGCUCUGGGAACUUUGGCUGCGUCAAGAAAGGAGUCCUCAAGACUGAGUCUGGCCAGAUUGACGUGGCCAUCAAAGUGCUGAAGAAUGAAAACGAGAAGCUGGUGAAGGAGGAGAUGAUGAGAGAAGCAGAGAUCAUGCAUCAGCUGAGCAACCCCUUCAUCGUCCGCAUGCUGGGUCUGUGCAACGCUGAGAAUCUGAUGCUGGUCAUGGAGAUGGCCGCCGCCGGACCUCUCAACAAGUUCCUCUCUAACAAUAAGGAUACUGUAACUGCGGACAACAUUGUCGACCUGAUGCACCAGGUGUCGAUGGGAAUGAAGUAUCUGGAAGAGAAGAACUUUGUGCACAGAGACUUAGCAGCUCGAAACGUCCUGCUGGUCAAGAAACAGUUUGCCAAAAUCAGUGACUUUGGGCUCUCCAAGGCCCUCGGAGCAGAUGACAACUAUUACAAGGCUCGUACUGCCGGUAAAUGGCCUCUGAAGUGGUACGCUCCAGAAUGUAUAAAUUUCCACAAAUUCUCCAGUAAAAGUGACGUGUGGAGUUUUGGUGUCACCAUGUGGGAGGCCUUUUCCUACGGAGGGAAACCUUACAAGAAAAUGAAAGGACAAGAUGUAACGCGCUUCAUUGACGCUGGGAACCGCAUGGAAUGUCCAGCAGCAUGUCCAGAGCGAAUGUAUACAGUAAUGAAAGAAUGCUGGACAUACAAGCAUGAGGACCGUCCUGACUUCAAGAAGGUUGAGGAGUCCAUGAGGUCUUACCAUUACUCCAUAUCAAACAAGGCCAAGAUUGAGGGAGCUUCAGCCACCGACGAGCCUAUCAAGUAGACAGAAACAGAGCACAUUCUGUCCAAGUGCUUCACAAAGCAUCCUUUCAACUGGCCAUUAAAAAAAACAAAACAAAGAGCUUUUUAUGAACGGCACACACUGACAAGCUUUGACUACAGUUCUCAUACAGCUAAACAUGCCUCACUGACAUUAAAUGUGCAAAUUGGACUUAAGUGUGUCUGCCAUGUAAGGAGGAUCUUAAUCUUUGUUACUGUCGUGGUUUGAAUGUUAAGUGUCAACCUCCAUAUAUAUAAUGGGAGUAUGUGUUACAUGUGCAAGUUUUUUUUCACUUCAAUUUAUCUUUUUUAUGUAGAAGCAAACUAAUAUAACUGUACACUUAAAUAAUAUCUAAGUGUAUAUAAGUUACUUGUAAAGUCAGCGAUCAAUGGUAAAUAUUUGGUUUACUUCAACACAAAGUUUAUCUGUAACAUGCAGGUUAUAAGUUUAGCUCAUAAUUGGGUCAUACAUGCAUUAUUUGGGGUUUUUUGUUUUGUUUUUUAGACACCUCGGACUGAAAACAACAAACCAACAUAUAACAAUGUAACAAUAUAAUAAUUUAUUACUCCUACUUUUGACUUACAGAGGGAUGGCCCACAUGUUUCAAAAGGCCCCAAGAUGAAUAGAUAAAACCAAAUAUGUAACUAUAUUAAGCAUGUAGCAAAAGAAUAUGGGGAAUACCAUCCUAGAAACAUGCCUUGAAUACAUGUGCAGAACACUACAACUGGACCAUCUGCAUUGGAAAAGCACAAGGAAGAUGUUAUGUAGCCUUACUUAAAAGAUUCUCCCAAAAUUAAAGCUACAAGUGAAAAAAGUUUUCUAAAGUUUCAGAAGAAAUAUAGCUUUGUGUAGGACAAAGUAGAUAUAAUCUAUAUAAAUAAAAGGGGUAAUAUGGUUUGAAUUAAAUAUUAAUCUUGGAUAAUUUAAGCGCCUUUGAUUAAAGUGGUUUAAUUUAGAGUGGUUUGUAUUGACCGUGUUAUUUAGUAAAAGCCAGGCUCCCCUUGCCUUACAGUCACAUACUGAUUCAGAGGAAGUACUUCUGAGCUGCCAGGGCGACAACUGAAGGGCACACGACACCGGAAGUUGAUGGAUUAGUAAAAAUAAUGGCGUAAAGUUUUUACGGAAUAAAACAUCAGGCCUUUCAAACUGCAUGUGUAAAUUCAUGGGCAUAGAGGAAUCUCAAAUGAAUAACAAGAUAAAGUCAUGCAUUCAAUAGUUGUGUCAGAAAGUAAGCAAGUUCUAGCAGUAACGUGUACUCACAUUUUAAAAAUACAGAUACAGUUAGUGUUAAAUCAUGAUAAAGAUCCUUAACAUUUGACAAAAAUAUAUAAUAAUAUUGACUUCAGUAAUACUCUUUAAAUGUCCCAAAUGUACUGUGUUGUGUUUUUUCUUUUUUUUAAUCAAUAUUUUUUUCUUUUUUUUUUCUCAUAUUCUGUGAGCUUUCAGGCUGUGUGAAAUCUCCAACUCGUGUGCAGGAGAUCAUCAUUACAGCAAUCAGAGAAUGGUUGUGUUAGAAAAUGCAAAUGAUAAUCACCCCUUCCAGUACCUCAAACCUGACAUUUUUAGUAACUAACUUUCAUUUCAUUUAUUGGAUAUUAGUAUAAGAUGUGAACUAUUUUGGGGGAAAUAAA
This is a messenger RNA of Anoplopoma fimbria (sablefish), 3549 nucleotides long. RefSeq names its product tyrosine-protein kinase ZAP-70. Bases 95 to 1921 code for a protein of 608 amino acids. The record is from RefSeq and is a predicted model, not a curated record. Gene Ontology annotation, cellular component: extrinsic component of cytoplasmic side of plasma membrane; cytoplasm. The transcript has 13 exons. NCBI's taxonomy places the organism in Eukaryota, Metazoa, Chordata, Actinopteri, Perciformes, Anoplopomatidae. Gene Ontology annotation, molecular function: non-membrane spanning protein tyrosine kinase activity; ATP binding; signaling receptor binding. Gene Ontology annotation, biological process: cell surface receptor protein tyrosine kinase signaling pathway; innate immune response; cell differentiation.